GCUAGUUCCCGCUCACCCGCACGGGCAUUUCGUAAUUACACUAAUUUCUAUUAAUCACGGCUAUUUCUUCUUACGUUUCACUCUCUGACGUUUCUUUCUUUAUGUUCUUUUGGACUCCUGCUACCUUCCAAUCACCUCUACAAUGUCGAGUAUUGUGUUCAAUCUGGACUCCUACUACUUCAAUCGCAGCUACAAUCUGGACUCUUACGCAUAUUUGGUUUCGCCGAAAACAUUGGAAUUGCUUCCCCUCAAGCCUUGGAGAGUCCAUCUCGAGGAAGCCGUAUAUCAUCUCUAUCGAUUUCCCAAUGGCUGACCGUGCUCCCUACAAGGCUGUUUUGAAGAAUGUUAAUACGCAGCAGGACGAUAAGGCUGUGUUGUUGCUGAGAGUAGUACGUAGAUGGAAUGUGCGUAACAAGGGAAAUUCCUUAGAGCCGUAUAUGAUUGAAAUGGUUCUCAUUGAGGAGGUUAUAUUUUAAGGAGAACACAAAGAUCAAGGAGCGUGAUCUUUCGUUAGAGACGGAAUUCCCUAGGGAUUUGUAUUCAAUAAAAAAUAUCACCGAGAUUAUAAAUACGCACAUGAGAGCUGGAGAUGACUUAUUCGAUACAAUUGGAAAGUUUAAGUAUGAGACCAUCAAAUAUUCCUUGCAACCAGAUGGAUUGCCGAGAGCAGCAGAAUUUAUCCUAGAAGAUUUGGAUAAAAAGCAAUUGUCGUGUACACUAUGGAGUGAGUAUGCUCAAGCUUUGAAAAAUUUGACCUUGACUUCGACCGAGCCACACGUCAUGCUUCUCCAACAUUGUAGAGCAAAGACCAACUAUGGUAAGGCCAAGGCCUAGGAAGAUGAUGAGAGAGUGGAACGCGUGCCGAAAUGAGUUAACGGGAACGACCUUGACGACUUCUAGCUAGUUAUUAUUUUAUUUAAGUAUUUCAGAUGUUAUAAUAAAGUGAUUAUUGUUACUUUAUUUUGUUUUAUUUUAUUUGAGGAUUUGAAGUUUUAGUAAAUUCCUGGAUCCAGGUGGUUAUCACAUUUGCUGGUGAUAACUAGAUUGUAUUGAGUUUUUAUUUGGAGCUAUAUUUUUGUAAUAUUUGAGAUUUGAUCAGGGUUAUUUCUUAAACAAAUGGUCGUUAUAUUGCA
Messenger RNA from Cuscuta europaea, 1133 nucleotides. Lineage: Eukaryota; Viridiplantae; Streptophyta; Magnoliopsida; Solanales; Convolvulaceae. The record is from the annotation of a GenBank genome assembly.